Pangasianodon hypophthalmus (striped catfish) is the source of this 8563-nucleotide messenger RNA. RefSeq names its product RE1-silencing transcription factor (gene rest). NCBI's taxonomy places the organism in Eukaryota, Metazoa, Chordata, Actinopteri, Siluriformes, Pangasiidae. Gene Ontology annotation, biological process: regulation of gene expression. Bases 489 to 3575 code for a protein of 1028 amino acids. The record is from RefSeq and is a predicted model, not a curated record. The transcript has 7 exons. Gene Ontology annotation, cellular component: nucleus.
UAGGGAGUCUGCAGGCGUUUGGGACUCCGCCACGCAGCGCUGUGUUGGAAUGCGUCGAGACUCGUACUUCCCUGAACAAGUUUAGCUGAAAAGUUAGUUUUGAGAGAGUCUAAAACUUCGAAGAAGCUUCUCGAAAAUAUCGACAGACGUCGAACGAAAGUGCAGGGAAAUGCUUUCUGCUUUAGAAGAAGAAUGCUUCUGAGAUCUUUGAUGCAUUAAGGACUGUUUAAAUCCUGGCAAGAUGAAAACAGUUUGCGAUAUUAAAGAGCAUUGGUCCCCCUUAUGCUGCCAAAACAGCUCUGACCCGUCAAGGCAGUUGACUCCACAAGACCUCUGAAGGUGUGCUGUGGUAUCAGGCACGAAGACAGCAAAUCCUUUAAGUCCUUGUGGCAGGGCGGAUUAUCCUGCUGAAAGAGUCCAACGCAUUAGGGAAUUCUUUUGCCAUGAAGGGGUGUACUUAGUCUGCAGCAAUGUUUAGCUGAUCGAGCAUGGCCUCUCAGACAGCAUUUAAUCUCUGCACGGACGUCUUUGUGACCUCUAGAAGUGCUUCACUGCCCGAAGAACCUGAAGUAAGUGCAAUUUCUGGUACAGAGCUUCCUGCGCCUCAGCUUGUGAUGCUGGCCAACGUGGCCCUAAACACAGAGUCGCCGCCAGAGGAGGAGAAGCAGAUGGCAGAACUGAAAAACGUCGGAUGCUGUGGCUACUCGGACAGCGAGGACGAGAACGUGGUCCACUACAGCUACGAUGAGACAGCAGAAAAUGUGGACGAAGGGACCGGGAUGGGAGAAAACAGAGUAGAAAAAGUCAUCGAAACUGCUGAGACGGUGCCAACCGACCUUUCAAAGAAAUCUCCUGAAACCGAACCUUCUGCAAAACCUAAACAAGGUUCUAUUGCUGUGCCAAAUGUGGCAACAGAACCUGCAAAGAAAAAGAAAAAGCCAUUCUACUGCAAGCCGUGCCACUUUCAAGCUGAGUGUGAAGAGGAAUUCGUACAGCACAUCCGUGUCCACAGCGCUAAAAAACUGAUUGCUGAAAAGGCAGGGAGUGUAAAUUCGGAUGACGAAUCGAAUCAGGCACAGCAAAAAUCUGCAGAAAACUGUGUCAAGGGCGUGAUCCGCUGUGAGCGCUGCGGCUACAACACCAACCGUUACGACCACUAUGUAGCACAUCUGAGGCACCACAAGAACGAAGGGGACGAGCAGCGAGUGUUCAGGUGCACCAUCUGCCCAUACUCCACCGUCAGCCAGUAUCACUGGAAGAAGCACCUGAGGAACCAUUUUCCCAGCAAGCUGUUCACAUGCGGCCAGUGCAGCUACUUCUCUGACAGGAAGAACAACUACAUCCAGCACAUUCGCACACACACCGGUGAGCGUCCUUUCCAGUGUGUUUACUGUGACUACUCAAGCUCUCAGAAGACCCAUCUCACGCGGCACAUGAGAACACACUCUGGUGAGCGACCGUUCAAGUGCGACAGCUGCAGCUAUUUGGCAGCCAAUCAACACGAGGUGACACGUCAUGCCAGGCAGGUGCAUAACGGACCCAAGCCGCUCAGCUGUCCUUACUGCCAGUACAAAACAGCCGAUCGCAGCAACUUCAAAAAGCAUGUGGAGCUGCAUGUCAAUCCAAGGCAGUUUCUUUGCCCCGUCUGCAAGUAUGCUGCAUCCAAGAAAUGCAACCUGCAGUACCACAUCAAGUCCAGGCACCCGGGAUGCUCAGAUAUCUCCAUGGACGUGUCCAAGGUCAGGCUGAGGGUGAAGAAGGCAGACGGGGAUGAUUUGAAGCCAGUUUCAGAACCAAGGACAAGGGAUAGACGAAAAGCAGAGGUGUCCGAGGAUGCCGAUUCAAUCGUAGGCCCCAUCAACCUCUCCAUUAAAAAGAGUGGAAAGACGAAUUUGGAUGGUGAGAGUGCCAAAAAACCCGCUUCCGAACCCACAAAAGAAAAAUCGUGUGAGAAGAGAGCAGAGAAAAGAGCUGCACCAAGAAAUGAAGGAAAAGAAACAAGCAGCAAGAAAGCGAGAAUCAAAGAAACUGUCCCCUGUGUCGAGAAACAAGAUGGAAAGAAAGACAAGGAGGUGAAAAACGCAGAGAAAGUUGCUAAAUCUUCAGACAGAGUCACUAAAAGUCGAGCUAAAAAAGAAGAAAAGGCUGCAAAGGAAACGAAAGAGACACUCACCAAAAAUCAUGAUGGUUCUGAAGAGGAAAACAGAACAGAUCUUGAGAAGAGGCAGCAGACUCAAAGGAUGGAGAAAGAAAUGAGGGCAAAGGAGCAGAAGCAGAGAGAGGAGGAGGAAAGGAGAGAAAGAAAGAGGCAGGAAGAUGAAAGUCUGGAGAGAAUGAAGAAAGAGAAAGAACAUAAGCAGAGGGAGGAGGAGGAAAAGAGAACGGCAAGAGAGCGACAGGAGAAAGAAAGAGUUGAGCUAGAAAUGAGAGAGAAGAAACUGAAGCAGAAGGAGCAGGAAAAAAGGAGAGAAAGAGAGAAGGUUGAGAAAGAAAUGAGGGAGAAAGAGAAAAAGGAGGAGGAACAGAGGGAAAGGGAAAGGCUGGAGAGAGAAAUGAGAGCGAAAGAGGAGGAGGAAAGAAGAGAAAGUGAGAGAGUAGAGAGAGAAAUGAGUGAGAAGGAGCUGAAGCAGAAGGAGGAGGAGGAACGGAGAGAAAGAGAGAGGCUGGAGAAGGAAAGCAAACUUCAGAAAUAUGAUGUACAGAAAAGAGAGGUGGAAAAUGUUAAAGGUUCCAAAAUGGCCAGGAAAGCAACCAAGAAACAUACAGGAACAGUGAAUUGUGAUAUGGAGAAGUCUCAGAAUUGCGAGAAAGCCGAGACGAAAACGGUGAAACGCAAAAAAGCAGAGUGUGCACCUUCUCCUCAGGCAGAGAAAGCCAAACGCAGGAAGGCGAAGGUUACAAACAGCCCAUGCACAAGCAUGAGCACACCUGGAGAAGUGAAGAGGUCAAAGGGCAGUGGCAGGCAAAACAGAAAGACAAACAAGCUGGAGGUUAGUGUUAAGGUUCCGAGCACAUGUAUGGAGACUGAUGAGGCAGCAAAAGCUCUGGAAUGUUCCUCCAAGCCUGAAAAAGUGCAAUCUGGCCCAAUAAAAGAUCAAAUUUCAACAGAGAAAGUGUCUCACACUUCUGAGGAGCUGAGCAUAACAAAAAAUCUAUCGGAGAAGCCGUCUUCAGAAGACAAAGUCACAAGAGUGAAGGCCACCACUGAAGGAAAGGGCACCGCGGAAGCACAGACAUCUUCAGAUAUUGAUAGUGGGACGGAUAGUCCAACACUGGACUUGUCCAAACCUCCGUGUAGCAAAUCUCAGGACGGUGAAGACGACGAGGGCAUCCACAGCCACGACGGAGGAAGUGACAUCAGCGACUGUGCCUCGGAGGUAAGUUACGACUCCGGGCUCAACGGGAAGCUUCCGGAAACACCGACUGAAGAACUUCCGUCACCCACGCAACUGCUCAGCCACACAUGCGUGUUCUGUGACCGCACGUUCCCUCUGGAGAUGGACUACAGGCGGCAUCUCAAUCGCCAUCUGGUUAAUGUCUAUUACCUGGACACUGCGACACAGGGGAACAAGUAGACUUCAUUUCUACUUAAGGUUUUCAGUCAUCUGGGUCAUUUAAAAGUGUCCAGCAGUAACCAUAAUUCAAGGCAGCUGGACUUGGACUAUCAUUUAAAAAAAGGCCGCCUUGACUCUAGUCACCUUGACGUAAGGUCUCAGCAUUCUUUUUGCAGAGACAACAGUUGGAAGAUUUAGCAUACACCGUGCUUAGGAGGCACUCUUCACCAUUUAAUCAUCAUUUUGUCAUUUACAGCUCUCUGUGAGCUUUUUGGGUGUGGCUAAAUGUCAAUCAGCUGUGCCAUAAAUGCGGUUGGUCAUUUCUGGAAGAUUGGCAUUUAUCAAAAUGUGCACCAGAAUAUGAAGAAAAUCAGCGUUAACUGAGCUUUUGUAAAUCUGCCCGGAAUUUUUUUUUGUUCAGUUUGGCCUAUGAAGAUAUUUGCACACAACGUUUUUUUUUUAAAGACGGAUAACUGAGGCCUGUUGUUAGCACUCCUGAAGAAAGCAGCCUAGUUGUCAGAAAUUCUGGGCAGCCUUUAUUUAAGGGUAACUGUCUUGUAUGGUUGCUUGUUUUGGACAAAUUUGAAGAAAAAAAUGCUGCGUGUAUCCCUCUCAGAAGGUAAUUGCAUAAUUCCAUUUAUCAGACAAAAGUUCUGUGAAAGUUCUCAGAACUGUUACACAAAAUCAUGAUAAUAUUGCAAACUGUGAUAUCAGCGCAUGUCUGAUAAUUAUCUUAUUAUGUAAUCCUAUGGGAAUUAAUCGUAAUAUGUAGAAACAAGCAAGUGUUACUUUGUACAUUGACUUUCAUCUUAAAAGUUAUCUUAGAGCACUCGAGUGGAGAUUCUGAAUAUUCUGUUCUUUUUCAGCUUCAUAAUUCGGUCCAAAGAUUGUUUAAGACUGUUUAUGACUGUCUCCCGCUCUUGUUUCCUUAAAAGAAAAGUUUGGCCAAAAAUGAAAUGCACACAUUGUUCCCCUUGGACUGUAUACCGUAAGCUUCUUUUAUUUGUUAGCAAUGUGAACUUCGUAGCUCAAGUGCAAAGCUAAACAAGCAAACUACAUAUGGGGUAGGGAGAAAAACGUUGAGCUUUACACUGUAUAUGUCACUCCAGUUGUUGUUUUUCCUUUUUUUUUUAAUGCUUCUGACAAUCGUUUUUUUUUUUCCCCUUUGGUAAUUUUGUACUUUUUGUUGUUAGUUUGACUUUCUCUUUCCUGCUUUCUCUGCUAAUUGUCAUCAAACUGAAUUAUGAUUCUAACCUUGUGCCACUGAUCUGAUGUGUGUGGAAUAGAACCAUGCUUGAUUUUCAUGGCCAUCUAAAUCAACAUGUCUGUCUUUAAAAAAAAAAAAAAAAAAACUAGAUUUUUUAUUAUUAUUAUUUUUAUUAAGUGCAAUAUUAUAUAUUGGGUAUACCAAAGUGGAAAAAUUCCCCUGCCCUGCAUCUAACUCUCUUUUGUAAAAAAUAAAACUUCGAUUAGAUGGAUAGAUUAGAAUUACUAUUACUAUAAAUGUUUCUUGGAGAUUUUACUUAAAUAUGGAUGUAAGAAAUAGCAUAUUUCUUUUACAGAUGUAAUCUAGAGUGCUUUAUAGUUCAUAGUAGGUACAAGUACUAACAUCGGAUUUGUUGAAAUGUUUUGUGGAGGAAAUCUGCGUUUUAGAAAAUGUACUAGUAUGUAAUGAACCAAUACAUCAAUAAAAUAUUGCACUCUUAAAUGUGAACGUCUCUUUAAAAAAAGGUACAAAUAAACAUUAAAGGAAAACAGUUGGCAUAAAAAAACAUUUUAACAUCUAGUCAUCUGUUAGUGAGCAUGCAAUAGAGCCAGAUGGUGUUAUAAAAGGCAAAAUGUACCUAAUGAUACUCAUGAUUUGCUGCUUAAAUACAUUAGGUAUCAGCUCUGUAUACUUUCACUGGCCACUUAAUAGGAACCCCUGUAGCCUUCUCAUUUUUGCAAUAAGGUUCAAGGUUCUUUGUCACAUACAUAUUACAUACAUGUAAUGUAGUGAAAUGUUUUUCCAUAGUUCCUCGUCCCACGGUGCAGCAACAAACAGAGCCAACAAUGAACUAAGUUAUACACACAUAAUAAAAUGGUGAUAAAGAGUGGUGCUAGUUGGUUAGCACAUUCUUUUAGCACAUGUCUGGAGAUGUACGGGCCACAUGCUUUUCUGGUGUUAACUUUGUAUAGCACCAUCCAAGAUGGUGCCACUAAGGAAGGCUGCCUACAUUAGUGCUGUCAACCCACUUUGCAAUUUUUGUGUAUUUUACCUUGUUUUUUUUUUCUUGUUUCCUGCAUUAUUCUUGAGUUAGCCCAUGGACAUAUAACAUACGACCGACAAACUUUAAUGGACAUGAAAUAGACUUUAUUCACCACUCUAAUUCCCAUUAUCUUCCUGACCCCAACUGGCCUCUAUAGAUCUGAGCCAAGCAACCAAUGGACUUACUCUCCUGAGGUGGUGACAAAGAAGAGGAAAAAGAGCUGGCAACCAGGUAUGAGCCAGGGCGUACUCCACAUCAAUGCCCAGCAUGUUUUUAGCAAAUUGACAACAGACUGAACGACCUUAGAGCUGGGAUACAGUUCCAGUGAGAAUUUAGAGACUGCAAUGCUCUUUGUCUCACCGAGACGUGGCUCAUGCCAACCAUUCUGGACCACGCUGUACAGCUGCCUGGGUUCUCCCAUCACGGCAAAGACAGGACAAAGAACCCGGGGAAAAUAUGGGGUGGUGGAGUGUGUGUUAUGAUCAACGACAAAUGGUGCAGCGCAGGGAGCACCCAUCAUCUUGUGGAAUUAUGCACAUCGGAUUUUUAUCAGCACAUAACGUGCAGUACACGGGGAGAAAGGACUGUUUCACACAACACAGGUACUGCAAUAAAAACACCGCCACUUUGUAAGUCAGACCACGCCGCCAAUUUACUACUCCCAAAAUGUAGACAAAGCUGCGGAGGGAAGAUCUGGUGACACGGGGAGGGGGGCGCUGGACUGACCAAUCCCAAGCCAUGCUACAAAAUGCGCUGGAGGAUGCAGACUGGGAGAAGUUCCGGUGCAGGUCUAACGACAUCAGUGAGUUUACAGCAGCGAUGCUUGGUUCUACAGGAUUUCUGAUACGAGAGGCUAUUCCACACAAAGGUUUUUCCCAAUCAGAAGAUAUAGAUUGAGAGAUUGGUUAGAUUGAGCCGUUCUAUUCACGGUUUGAGGUUACCAGCACCAGCACAGACCAGAAAAACCGUGAGUAUGAAUCAUCAGGUCUAGCUGAGGAAGAGGAAGGACUGGUCAUUUCAGAACUGGAUGUGAGGAAGGUGCUAUGCAAAGUUAAGUUAACAAUAAUCUAUUUAGCCAAUCAUGUGUUAGCAUUGCAGUGCAUAAAAUCAUGCAGAUGCAGGUCAAGAGCUCUAGUUAAUGCUCACAUCAAACAGAGUGUGGAAAAUGUGAUCUCCGUGGCUGACCGUCGCAUGGUUGUUGGUCCCAGAUGGGCUGGUUUGAGUAUUUUGAAAGAGCUCCUUGGAUUUUCACACACAACAAUCCCUAGAGUUUGCACAGAAUGGUGAGAAAAACAACAACAACGACAAAACCUUCAGUGAGCGUCAGUUCUGCAUUUGGAAAUCCCUUGUUAAUGAGAGAGGUCAGAGGAGAAUGGCCAGACUGGCCGUUCAAAUAAAAUCAAAUAACCACUCUUUACAGCCCUGCUGAGAAGAAACUCAUCUCAGAACACACAAUAUGUCGGGCCUUGAGGUGGAGCUACAACAGCAGAAGACCACAAAAAGUUCCACUCCUGCCAGCCAAGAACAGGUAUCUGAGGCUACGGUGGGCACAGGUACAGCUUAUUGGUAACAAGCUGCAUCUUUUGUCUUAAGUUGGGGGCACAACUGUUCAGAGGUGCUGUAACUAUAAACAGAUAGUAAAAAGCAUAUGAUAAAUGAUUAGUGGUGACAGUAUUAAUUUAAUAUAAAUUAUUAUUGACUGACAAUUUUUUAGACUGUGUUUCUGUAAACAUCCACUAGGGGGCAUCUCUCUUAGAAAUUUGCCCCACACAUUACACCACCAUUGUACCUUGAAUAUUUACCUUAUAUGAUAACUGACUGUAUAGAAUUGUAGUUUUGGAUUGACUGCUUAGAAUUUGUGCACUACGGUAUAUAAUUUAAACCUUGUAAUCUGCAGGUAUAGACAAUGAACACACGAGAUAUGGAUUGUUAAUGCCAAAAUGUGCAAAGGACCAAAUGUUCUCAAUUCUUAGGAAAAUGUAUGCCAGAUACCAAGUUAGAGCCUGACAAUGUAUUCACACAUACAUUUGUAUCAAAUAGCACAUAAUUUUAAGUGUUUUGAGCAUUUAGGAACUGAUGAUAUACAGGUACAUACAGGCCAUGUAAAUUUUGAUAUUUGGAGCAGAUAUUAUUUGGAUACACUAUCUAAGUUGUCAUUAGAAAGCUUAAAGUCUCAAUUCUUUGCAAUGGCAAUGAAAACAAAAUGAAAUCUGGAUCUCUGUAUCUGAUUUCUGAGACCAGUUUCAGUCUGUAAUAAUCAAGAGUAUUUAUAGACUUGUAAUUGAAUACUAAUUGUAAUUAACCAUGUAGUUAGCAGAGGACGCUGACAGUUGCUCUGUCAUAAGAGGUCAUGAGAAGCUGCAGUCUUAUUAACUUCAAGAGAAAGAAAAAGGUGGUAAGAGAACUGUUUAUACCUGCUAUAAUGUGUCUAAUAAGAUACAGUUGUUUUGUAUACAUUCCAAAACAUUAAAUGUAACUAUAAAUGGACAAAAACUCUGAUGUGACAUUCUUUAAUCAGUAAAACCUGUCACUGGCAAAUUUUCAUUGUAAGAGCAACGUGUUAUAGGAAAAUAAUCAACUUCGGGGUGAUUAACAGUAACUCCUGUUUGCAUAAUUAUGGAUUUUGGACUGAUAAACAAACUCAUAACCAGGUUUGUGACAGAAUUGCAUUCCAUUGCAAUUUCAUUUCAAAUUAACAUCAUUAGCUUAAACUGUGUAAAGAUUUUGCAGAAAGACAGCUUAAUAGGAUAGUGGGGGGGG